Messenger RNA from Xylaria bambusicola, 1231 nucleotides. RefSeq lists its product as uncharacterized. The coding region runs from base 141 to 623 and encodes 160 amino acids. NCBI's taxonomy places the organism in Eukaryota, Fungi, Ascomycota, Sordariomycetes, Xylariales, Xylariaceae. The transcript has 3 exons. The record is from RefSeq and is a predicted model, not a curated record.
UUAUCCCAAACAAUCAAUUGUUCAAUUCUAUACUCCAAGGCCAAAGGGAACGAUUAAAAACAAGAGAACAAGAAAUAAAGAAGUAGAGCAAAAGCUGAAACGAAAUAGAACUGCAGUCAUAGGUGUAGCCAUUAAUUACCAUGGCAUCAUCACAUACAAGCAGCCCCAAGCCCGAGAGCUCAAGGCACUCGGCGGCGACGAGCACAACCUUCACACCCGAGAUGCGCGAUCGCCAGGCGCGUGGCAAAGACCCGUACCACUCCGACUCGGAAGACAGUGACUGGGCUCCCGGACAAGGAGAUCGCGGCGGUGAUGGCAGCAGGACCGGGUCUUCGCGGGGCAACGUUGGGCCUGCACGGACCGGCACUCGUAAGAGGGAUGCCGAACCUUUCGCCGCCGUCGAUCGUCGGCGCAUGGCUGCCCAGAUCCUGAAUAGUCCAGAGCUCCUCAUGAUGGCUGCACUACGCGACGAUGAGAGCGUUGCAGCCACACGUCUCAAAUACACCCGCAUGCUUUGCGGUAUGGAUGAGCCGACGCGCCCAGGGAUACCGCACACCGCACCAACAGAGACACAGCGCAAGCGACCUAACCAGGACCAAGGCCAGGGAACCUUUACGUGGUGAUCAGGUAGGAUUACGAUAGGCAUUCCCACUAUACUUCUUGGUAUCGGAUCAUUCUCGAGGGCUACGAAGUACGGGUAUUAUAACUCUUCCGCGGGAGGGGGAGGGGGCAGAGGGGCAGGUUAUGAAUAUACACCUUUCGCGGUAUGUUACGAAGAGGACAAGCUGGCGGUUGAUGCCUACUACUACCCGCUCUCCAAGGCAGGUCUUUGAUGCAUAUCGGCAAGGAGGGACCGGUGCCCGGUAGGACAAGAAGUAUGUAUAAGUUAAUAAAGAUAACAAAAUCAAUCUGAAGCGGCGCUGCGGCGCGUACAUACGCUGUUGGACCAACGCGCGCGGCGCAGGCCAACGGGGGUACUAACAUAAAAGGUGCAGUUGCCGCCCACUGAAGAGUUGUUUCAAUACAACGAAACGCAAGACCUAUUUCCACCAUCUAGUUUCACCGCUGCAAUUCUUCAACUUUUUUUUGUUUUUGCUAAUUUUCUGAUCGGCGACCUUGUCUGCGGCAGAGUUUCUUUUACGUUGAUUAUGCUAAAGUAUCACAUCCAAUCAGAAGAGAGGGGGGGAAAAAAGGCAUAACAUGUAUGUCAUAGGGGAUAACAACAGUCUGG